Molecule: messenger RNA, 2552 nt
Organism: Cannabis sativa
Lineage: Eukaryota; Viridiplantae; Streptophyta; Magnoliopsida; Rosales; Cannabaceae
Exons: 2
Coding region: 197-2428 (743 amino acids)
Biological process (GO): reciprocal meiotic recombination
Source: RefSeq, a predicted model, not a curated record
CAGGUAACUAACUAACUAACCCUAGCUUUUUUUGAAUUUAAAAAUUUCAAUAUCAUCCAUUUUCCAAUCUUAUUAUUUACAGAUUUUCAUUUCUGUGUUUGUGGAUUUAUCAGGGCCAACCUUAGCUUCUUCUUCAUGAUUUUGAUUAAUGGUUAUAAUUAGCCACAAGUCUUAUUAAACAGUUCCAAGCUCAGCUAUGGCUUUCUCCUCAGCUCCUCGCUCCAAUAUUCCUACCGCUUCUUCUUCUUGCCACCACUCUAAGUUUUUCUCUUUGAGGCUAAAUUCAAAGCAAAACAAAGUAAGUUUUGUGUCAAAACUUGAAAGAGAAGACACUUCUUUGAAGAUUGUUAAGUCAGUCUUAAAUAACAAAAGGUUAAAUAUUAGUGACAAUGGAGCUACUGAGCCUGCUAGGAUUCUUCUGGAGAGAUUGUUUGCACAGACCCGAAAACUGGAGAAACAAAUGAGUAGAUAUUCUCAACUCCCGGAUCAAGAUGUUCAACUCGGUCUUAAUCUUGAAACAUUGGAGGCUGAUCUUGUGGCUGCAUUGGUUGCAUUGAAGGAAAAGGAAGAUGAGUUACAUGAUGCAGAGAAGGCGGUUUUUUUGGAACAAAGUGAAUUAGACCGAGCAAAGAAGGAGUUGGAGAAGCAGGAGAAAGAAAUUGUUGAUGCUCGUUGUAAGUAUGAAAAAAUCGAAGAGGAAUUGAAGCAAGCUAAUUAUAGUUUAACUUCUCAAGCUAGGGAGAUUGAAGAUCUUAAACGUCGGCUUUGGGAGAGGGACUCAGGCAUUACUACUUUGCGUUCUGCAUUGUCUUUGAAAGAAGGUGAAAUUGUUAGAAUGAGAAAUGAAGUGAUGACAAAAGGUGAAGAAGUUGCUGUGAUUGAUUCUAAUCUAAAAUCUAAGGCUCAGCUUCUUAAUCAAGCCAAUGAAGUAGUGAAGGAGCAAGAAAUUGAAAUUCAAGGACUUCGAAAAGCUUUACAAAAGAAAGAUGAAGAGCUAAGGGCUUCUAUGACACUGAGGGAGAUUGAAGAGGAGAAGCUGAAAGUUGCAGAAUCGAAUUUAGAGAAGAAGACAAUGGAGUGGUUACAAGCCAAGGGAGAACUAAAGAAACUUGCAGAGAAAGCUUCCAAACAUGUUGAAGAAACUAAUGAGACAUUGGAUGACUUUAGGAGAGUGAAGAAACUUCUUGUUGAUGUUCGGUCUGAGUUGGUUUUCUCUCAGAAAGCUCUGGCAUCUUCCCGAAAAAAGAUGGAAGAACAAGACCAGGUGUUGGGAAAGCAGAUGGAAGAACUUGAAGAACAGAAGAGAAGUGUUAUGUCUUAUAUGACUAGUUUGAAAGAUGCCCAAAUAGAGAUAGAAAGUGAAAGAGUACAACUAAGAGUUGCAGAGGCUCGAAAUAAGGAGCUCGAGCGGGAUUUGUCAUUAGAGAGGGAGUUGAUAAAGGGGUUACAAGAGGAGUUGAAGAAAGAGAGAUCUUCAUUGCAGCAGGCAAUGCAGGAAAUGUCUUCUCUCCAACAGAAGCUAGACCGAAAAAGUUCUCAAUUCGAGGAAACACAAAGUCUUCUUCGGGUUAAGGAGUCAGAAUUGGUGGAGGCUAAGCUGGAAAUUCAACAUUUGAAAUCUGAGCAGGCUACACUUAUGGUUGUAUUGGGUGAAAAGGAUUCGGAACUCCUGAUUUCGAAGAAGAAACUUGAAGAGGUGAGCAAGGAAAUUGCUGACCUGAAGAUGCUUUUGAACAGUAGAGAGAACCAGCUUAUUCAAGCAACUGCAUUGUUAAAAGAGAAAGAUGAACAAGUUGGCAUAAUUCAAAAUGAACUGAAUCAGACGAUGAAGAAAACGGUUGAAGCUGAAAAUGUGGUAGAAAGGAUUGCUGAGCUUACAAACAAAUUGGUUAUUUCUAUAAAGGAUGAAAGCAGCCAUGGGAUUUUCGAACAACCAUGGGAAAACCAACUAGAAAAUGAGCUUGAGUUAACGAGAGAGACCUUACGAAGAAAAGAAAUGGAUGUUGUAGCUGCUCAGAGGUCUCUUGCAAUGAAAGAUGAAGAGCUUAAGGCCAUUAAAGAAGAAACGAAACAAGAUGCUAAUGAUCUAAGAAAGCUUUACUCUUUAGCACAAGAGAGAAAUAUAGGCGAGGAAAGUUUCGGGGACUUGGCAAUUGAGAAGCUUCAACUCGAGGCGUCUCAACUAGAAGUUGAAGCUGCAACCAGUGCUCUUCAUAAACUUGUGGAAAUGAGUCGAGAACUUUUGAAUAAAACUACACCAAGCAUCGAGGUUGAUGAUAGCUUUGAUCAUUGGAAGAGCACGGGAGAGAACAACGAAUGUUUCGCUAAGGUUACAACUGAAGUUUUUCGGCUUUCUGCUUUGACAGAAGAGCUUGUGAAGGAGGCUGCUGUUUCAGGCAAGAAAAGUAAAUGCUUAGCUUUCGACUAGGAUUUGUAUAAAUCAUUCCUUUGUUAGUACAAGUGAAAAUGUGUAUCUUCCAUUUCUAAGUUGAUUUCUUUUCUUUUACAAUCUAUGAAGGGCCAAUAAUUAAUGAGCUUGAUAUAUUCAUGAA